AUGUCCAAACUGUUGAAGAAAGUCAAGGAUGGCAAGGAAAAAGUCAAAGGGAAACUCUUCAAGAAAGACGGAUCAUCGCAAAAUCAGCAAAGCCAGCCUCUUGCAGGCGGGUCAUUAACUGUCGCACCCACGCUGCCACCGUCAAGCCAAGAAACGGGUCUCGAUACCGUUUGGAAUGGCGUUUUGAACCUGCUGAGUGUUGCUAAAGAGACUCUGGAUGUUGUCCCGGUCCCUGGACUCAAGAGCGCGGUCGGCGGCUUCCUCGAAGUAGUUAACCAGCUGAAACAAGUCAGUGGCAACGCUGGUGCAAUUC
Molecule: messenger RNA, 313 nt
Organism: Cantharellus anzutake
Lineage: Eukaryota; Fungi; Basidiomycota; Agaricomycetes; Cantharellales; Hydnaceae
Exons: 2
Source: RefSeq, a predicted model, not a curated record